AUAUCAUAUGGCUGACAAACUCAUGCAAGCUGUUGAAUACAGUUCCUAUGGCGGAGAUGCAUCUGGAUUGAAGCAUGUUGAAGUUCCUAUUCCAACACCAAAGACUGAUGAAGUUUUAAUCAAAUUGGAAGCAACUAGUAUUAACCCGGUUGAUUGGAAGAUUCAGAAGGGUCUUCUUCGUCCUAUUUUGUUGCCUCGAAAGUUUCCACACAUACCUUGCACGGAUGUAUCAGGAGAGGUAGUAGAGGUUGGGCCAGAGGUCAAGGAUUUUACAGUCGGAGACAAAGUUAUUGCUAAACUUACACAUCAAUAUGGAGGUGGGCUAGCUGAGUUUGCAGUAGCUGCUGAGAGCUUAACAGCUGCCAGACCAUCUGAAGUCUCCGCUGCUGAAGCUGCUGGUUUACCUAUAGCCGGUCUCACAGCUCGUGAUGCGCUCAUCGAAAUUGGAGGAAUUAAGCUUGAUGGGACUGGCGAGCCAAAGAACGUUUUGGUAACUGCUGCUUCAGGUGGUGUAGGUUUAUAUGCUGUUCAACUUGCCAAACUAGGGAACAACCAUGUGACAGCCACUUGUGGCGCUCGGAACCUCGAAUUUGUUAAGGGCUUAGGUGCUGACGAGGUUCUUGACUACAAGACUCCGGAGGGAGCAUCAUUGAAGAGUCCAUCCGGUAAAAAAUAUGAUGCAGUGAUACAUUGCACCAUUGGAAUACCAUGGUCAACUUUUGAGCCUAAUUUGUCUGAAAAAGGGAUUGUAGUGGAUUUAACACCUGUCCUAAGUUCAAUUUGGACUUUUGCGCUGACUAAAGUUACAUUUUCGAAGAAGCGGAUGGUGCCGUUUGUUGUAACUGUCAAGCGCGAAGGCUUGGAACAUCUUGCUCAGUUGGUGAAGGAUGGGAAACUGAAGACAGUUAUUGACUCUAAGUUUCCUCUGAGUAAAGCUGAAGAUGCUUGGGCUAAGAGCAUUGAUGGCCAUGCUACUGGAAAAAUCAUUGUGGAGCCAUAGGCACAGUUUUCUACUUUUAUACACAACUUUUGUGUGUAUAUAGAAAUGAAUAAUUUGGGACACAUCAUAUGCUGCAAUGAUAUUAAAUUGGCAUGUCUUGAUUCUUUCUGGUUUGUAUGUGAUAUAAAAUGGUUCUAUUUUUUUAUGAGUGAUCUGGGAAUAAAUGAUUUAUUUGAUAUAUAGAGAGGGUAAAUGGCUUAUGUUUUGGAUAAGUACAUGACAUGAUUUCAUAUAUUGAGAAAUAUUUGGUUGAUAAAUUAUUCGGUAUCCUAGUGAUAUAAAGUGGUUGUCUUCUCGUUCGUAAAA
Trifolium pratense (red clover) is the source of this 1306-nucleotide messenger RNA. RefSeq names its product chloroplast envelope quinone oxidoreductase homolog. The transcript is spliced from 4 exons. NCBI's taxonomy places the organism in Eukaryota, Viridiplantae, Streptophyta, Magnoliopsida, Fabales, Fabaceae. Gene Ontology annotation, molecular function: oxidoreductase activity. Bases 8 to 1000 code for a protein of 330 amino acids. The record is from RefSeq and is a predicted model, not a curated record.